This is a messenger RNA of Adelges cooleyi (spruce gall adelgid), 1085 nucleotides long. RefSeq lists its product as uncharacterized. The coding region runs from base 147 to 1025 and encodes 292 amino acids. The record is from RefSeq and is a predicted model, not a curated record. The transcript is spliced from 4 exons. NCBI's taxonomy places the organism in Eukaryota, Metazoa, Arthropoda, Insecta, Hemiptera, Adelgidae.
UGUUGUUAAUGACCGUUGUAAUUAAAUAGUUAUAUUUUAAAAUUCUGCUGGGAAUUACACGACUGUCAUGCCAAUACAGUCGAUUUUCUACCGGCAUCGUUAUAAUAUUGUUUCAAUACCAGUGCGGUUUCCAAAUAUAUAUCGAUAUGUUUUGUUGCGGUAUUUGCUACACAAUGUUUACGGGGAUAUACCCGGAAAGCGUUCACGCUACUCCGUGCGGCCAUUUGUUCCAUACAAAGUGCAUACUGCUCUGUUUACGUAGAUCGCCGAAGUGUCCGUAUUGUGCCGUUAUGGUUUGUGAAACACAAUUGAUCAAACUGCAGGUCCAAAUCGACCCCGACUGGAAAGACACUGUAAAAUCGAUCAAGGCCAACGACAGUAUCAUUAACUUGGACGAAUCGUUGAACAUUGGAAACGACUCCAAGUGCGACGCCAGUCUGAUGAUAAUCGAUCCCGACGAAUCAAACAUGUCUCUGACGGAUCUCUUUAAAACGAGCGCUACUACGAAAAUAACAACCUCGGUAUCGGCACCAAGCCUUAGCGAAUCGACACAAAGUCUGUUGUCUGUUUUGUGCGAAAUAAUACCGAACUCGGCCGUACACUAUUGCUUCUUCGUGAACGAACAUAAUUUGAUCCAGAGUUUUCAAGAAGGGUACAGUCACGUGUUGAUCGUUAAUUUGCACAUGGGCAACCCCACCGGUUUGGUUUUGUUCGAUCUGAUCCAUUGUCUCAAAAUUAAUGUCACGCUGUUAGAUGUCAAGGACCAAAAAGAUUUUCUACUCAACGCACAUAAAAUAAGAACGGACACGAAUCAUACAAGUUCAUUAAUCAGAAUGAAAAAAGCAGCGAACAACAACGACGAUAAAGACUUCCAAAAGUUUGUCCAUUUUGUCGUAGAUUUUUGCAAUGACAUUUUCCAACAAAAUUUGAACAAUGUUCCCGAAAUAUCUUUGAUAAGUAAUAGUUGUUACAGCGUAACUUUCAAACACGGUUCCAAGCAAUAUAAUAUACAUAUUUUCCAUUAAUUGAUUUUUGAAAAUCGCGGAUUUAUUUAAUUUUUAAAUUACAUUUUACACUAUGUUUGA